AUGUUUUCAGUGUUAUGUCUUUUUCCUGAAUUGGGUAGGUAUUUUCUACAACCAAUAGAGUUGAAGGAGCGUGCCUCCGUCCGCGUGUACGGAGGCACGUUGCGCACGGUGUACCAGCGUGCGUGCCUCCGUGCUGAUGACUUCCCUUACAUUGCUAUAGACACUGAGUUUUCGGGUAUUGCUCUUCGUCCCUUGGGCAAUUUUAAGAGCUCGUCUGAGUAUCAUUUUCACACACUGAAGGUCAACGUGGAUCUUCUUAAGGUAAUUCAGUUAGGCCUCACCUUUUUCGAUGAGAAGGAAAACCUUCCCACAUGUGGAAUUGGUAAAUACUAUAUUUGGCAAUUCAAUUUUCGUGAGUUUGAUCGUGAUGAGGACGUUUAUGCACAUGACUCUAUAGAGCUGUUAACUCAUAGUGGCAUUGAUUUCGAGAAAAAUAUUGAGCAAGGUAUUGAUGCUUAUCGCUUUAGUGACCUUAUGAUGUCAUCGGGGAUAGUGUUGAAUGAUAAUGUGCAUUGGGUGACUUUUCAUAGUGCCUAUGAUUUUGGGUACUUGCUGAAGCUGUUGACUUGCUAG
Messenger RNA from Fraxinus pennsylvanica, 573 nucleotides. NCBI's taxonomy places the organism in Eukaryota, Viridiplantae, Streptophyta, Magnoliopsida, Lamiales, Oleaceae. The record is from the annotation of a GenBank genome assembly.